Messenger RNA from Xenopus laevis (African clawed frog), 1810 nucleotides. RefSeq names its product endonuclease, poly(U) specific L homeolog (gene endou.L). The transcript has 11 exons. Gene Ontology annotation, cellular component: extracellular region. Lineage: Eukaryota; Metazoa; Chordata; Amphibia; Anura; Pipidae. Gene Ontology annotation, biological process: immune response; vesicle-mediated transport. Gene Ontology annotation, molecular function: RNA binding; polysaccharide binding; RNA endonuclease activity. The record is from RefSeq and is a predicted model, not a curated record. The coding region runs from base 47 to 1348 and encodes 433 amino acids.
AACAGUAUCACUGGGAAUUAGCAGGCUGGACCUGCCUUAACGCACCAUGAGGAACCUUCAGCUACUCCUUGUCCUGUCCAUUGGCACUGCCAUCCUUGCAUUUGAUACCUGCCCAAGUGACCGUUGUGAAGACUCAUGCAAGAAUCGCUGUGGAGACAAGCCAAGCAAAUCCUUCGGAUGUCAAUGCAAUGAGAAGUGUGAGCAGUUUGAUGACUGCUGCCAUGACUACCACUUGUGCCUAUAUAAAGACGCUUCCUUAGAUGAAUCCUCUCAUCACAGCAAAUCAGUUAAAGACGCUUCCUUAGAUGAAUCCUCUCAUCACAGCAAAUCAGAUCGUUCUUGCAAAGGAAAAUGCACAGAGAAAUACAAUAAGAAGAACUCCUGCCACUGCAGCAAGAAGUGCAAGAAAUUCGACAACUGCUGCAGUGACUAUGAGACAGUAUGUGGGGGGAAAGCCAGUAGUAAAGACAACACUGGCAGCUCUAGUAGCAUCCGUGAUGGCGGCAGCAGCAAGAGUUGCAGCAGUGGAACAGAUAUCAGCAAUGAUGAGAUUAAAGCAGUAUCAGAGAAGCUGUACAAACUGGAUGUUAACAAAGCAGGAGAAUCUGACAUUAUUCUAAAUAAACAGGACAAGGCACAUAAUACGAGAGAGAAAGAGGAUCUGUGUGACGAACCCUUGUACAAGUACGUAAAUGAAAAACUUUUCACGCGUCCAACCUACGCUGCCUUCAUUGCUUUGCUGGACAAUUACGAUAGGAAGACAGGAAUAGACGAGACCUACUGUGAUGCUGAAAUUAAGGAGCAAGAGCACUUCCUGCAGGAAAUCAUGAAAACCAAACUUUUAAAAGAGCUUUACAGUUUCUUCCAGUCAAAGGGUUUGUACAAAACGGAAAAGGAGUUCGUGAAGGACCUGCAACAAAUGUGGUUUGGGCUUUACUCUCGAUCCACAGGUGCAGAUUCAAGUGGAUUUGAGCACGUGUUUGUAGGGGAAGUAAAGAAGGGAAUAGUGUCUGGAUUUCACAGCUGGAUCCGGUUCUACAUGUUGGAAAAGAAGGGUCUAUUGGAUUAUUACAGUUACAACUUUGAUGGGCCGUGGACCUGUUACCCUGAUGUUCUGGGGAAGCAGUUUUACUGGGACGGUUUCUAUAAGGAAGUCGGGAGCCAGUUCAUCGGCUCCAGUCCCGAGUUUGAUUUUAGCAUAUACACAUUGUGCUUCAUCAGUCGACCGGGCAAGAAAUGUAAAAUCAGCUUGGGAGGCCAUGGGCUUUCUAUACAGACCUACGUAUGGACCAAGUCGACCUAUGACAAUGGCAAGAAGUUCAUUGCAACGGCUUAUGCUGAGUCUUAAUAUGUAAUUGGAACCUGGGAUGUGGACAACUUUUGUUUAUUAGAAACCUUACAAAUGAAACUUGAAUAUCAGAGUGAUUCUGAUCUAUGUCAAUGUAAUGAAGCAAGCAAACACUAUCAACACUGCCUAGCACAGACCAAUAAGCAGACACAAUUAUUCUUCUAUAUGAAAGUAGAGAAAAUGGACAAAGCCCGAUGUCAAUUCAUUUCCAUAAAUGAUGUACAUCAUGGCCCCACGUUCAUUUGAGCUGUGACAUGGCCCAAGAGCAUGGCAUUCACUCACUGCUAGCUGAUCUACAUGAUAUAGGGGAAGACAUUCAAAGUGCACAUUUCCUAUACUACAUUGACAUCAAUUACAUUACUUUCACUCAACAUACUCAUUUUAAAAUAUUUUUUUUUAAAUGUAAAUCAUACAACACUGAAGAAUUGUGGAGGAAAUAAAUAAAAUAAAUGGGCCAUAAAA